Molecule: messenger RNA, 459 nt
Organism: Coccinella septempunctata (seven-spotted ladybird)
Lineage: Eukaryota; Metazoa; Arthropoda; Insecta; Coleoptera; Coccinellidae
Product: beta-mannanase/endoglucanase A-like
Exons: 2
Coding region: 1-459 (152 amino acids)
Source: RefSeq, a predicted model, not a curated record
AUGGGUCGACGCUCAGCCUGUCGGCAGACUGGGAGGUGCCGCCGGAAAGGAAAAGAGACGCCGGGACCAGCACAGAACCGCCAGCCACCAGGACCGUGGGUACCGAUGGAUAUCACGUCUACCUGGGGUUGGGCCCCCGAAGCUGUUGGCGGUGUGGCAACGAAGGCCACCGACGAGAACACUGCAGAGGGGAGCGGACCUCCCUUAACCACCGUCAGCCAGCGAGGAACCCCAAGCCGGAGCGGAUCCUCAGGAAGCAGGGCAGAGGCCGUACUCCCGGAUCUCCGGUUGAGGCCCGCCACACCGACGCCUGCACCGACGCCGGCACCGACGCCUGUACCGACGCCUGUACCGACGCCUGAACCGACGCCUGCACCGACGCACAUACCGGUACCGUCCAAACCGUCGCCGCCCACACCGUUGCCGACCCCACCGAAAAAAAAGGUGAAAGUAGAUUAA